This is a messenger RNA of Myzus persicae (green peach aphid), 1137 nucleotides long. Its product is annotated as putative nuclease HARBI1. The record is from RefSeq and is a predicted model, not a curated record. The transcript has 4 exons. Lineage: Eukaryota; Metazoa; Arthropoda; Insecta; Hemiptera; Aphididae. Bases 1 to 1137 code for a protein of 378 amino acids.
AUGGAUCAUAAAAUUUCUAUAUUGGUGAGUUCGGGAAUUUUAUCAUCAUCAUCUUCUUCCGACUCGUCUGACGAUGAACAACGGUUAGGCAUUAUAUUUUCUAAUGACAAUGUUCAUUCAAAACCAAAAAUCAAAGAUUUUGUGGAAAAGGUUGUGCACAAAUUUACUGAUGAUGAAUUUAAGAGGAAUUUUAGACUUUCCCGUGUUACAGCGUACAAAAUAAUUUCUGAUUUUGAAUUGAGUAAUUUUUAUCCAAAAUACACUUCAGGAAAAAAAACAGUAUCGGCCGAAGCACAUAUGCUGAUGUUUGCUGGCAAUAAAACAGUUAUUAGAAUAACAGCUCAGGUGUUUAAUUGUAGUGAAUCGACAUGUUUUCAUGUAAUCGAAAGAGCAAUGGAUUUUUUACUAAAUAUUAUGCCUAAUAUUAUUAAAAUGCCCAAUACAAACGAGGAAAAAAAAGAAACAUCCAAUGAAUUUAAGAAGAUACCUUCAUUGAUUGCUGGUAUACCAAACAUUCUUGGUGCUAUAGAUGGUUCAUAUAUUAGCAUAAGGAAACCCAAACAUAACAUUCGAUCUACAUAUGUCAAUAGGCACCAUGACUGUUCUAUAACACUUCAAGCUAUUUGUGAUGUUAAGAAAAAAUUUCUUGAUGUUUUCACUGGGACCCCUGGAAAAAUGCAUCAUGCUCGGAUUCUACAAAUGUCAUUUAUUUAUAAAGACCAAUAUUUGUAUCAAGUGUGUGGAUCCAAGUAUCAUAUAUUAGCUGAUUCUGCUUACCCUUUGGAAAAGAAUAUAAUAACCCCGAAUAGAGAUUAUGGUAAUCUUACUGUUACCGAAAAACAAUUUAAUAAAAAUCAUUCUAAAACAAGAGUAGUUAUAGAAAACACUUUCGGCCUUUUAAAGGAGUGUUUUCGUCAUUUAUUAAAAUUUGAUUUUGCAUUGACUGAAAAAGAUGCCAAUUUUGUACUGGCUUGUUGUGUUUUACACAAUAUGUGUUCAGAGGAAGAUGAUUUUAUAACUACAGAACUACCACAAGAAGAACCUCAAAAUAUAACAUUAGCAGAUUUAAAUCCAAGAUCUUUAGAUGCCCGUACAAAAGGAAUGGCAAAGCGCCAAAUAUUAUCAAACUCAUUGUAA